AUGACCCUUCCGAAUGUAUCUGAAGGAAUGGCGGUGGUCUCUUUCCAGAAUGGGUUGAGCAGAAGUGGGUCGCGAGCGACCAAAAAGUUGCUAAGACGACUCAUGAAAUACCCUCCAACCACUUGGGACGAGAUACACAACGCCUACUAUGCCGAGGUAAGAGCCGACGAGGUUGAUCUCAAUGGACCUACUCAACGCCUGACCUCGGUCCAAAUGGAGUCUAGGAAAGACCGAAGAAACGACAGCAGAAGAGAUCUAGCAGGGUCACGACCUAAUCGAGAAAGACAUCAGCCUUACGUCAGAGGCACUCUCUUGCCGCCUCCACGUCACGACAAAGGUUCAUCCAUGCCGCGAACAGGAAUCCACCAAAAUGGAAGAGGUAUGCCCCCUUAUUAUCAGCUCACAAUUUUGUGUUUCCCCCUCACAAAAAGUCUACACAUUGGAAAAGCUCGGCCCAAAGGUAAAAUGGUCACAGAAGAUGAAGUCCGACCCAAGCACCAGAAAGUCAAACGCCCUUACGAAUUCCACCAGGAACGGGGUCACAAGACCGAGGACUGCAUCGCCCUUAGACAGGAGGUCGUGAACAUGCUUCACCAAUGGCACCUAAAAGAGUUGAUGAGCGAUCGAGAGAGGACAAACUUCGCCCGAGGGCGAGAACAACAUCAGGGGCCACCCAAACCACCUUCCCCAGUUCGGACCAUUCAAAUGAUCAUCGGAGAAGGCGACGACGCAUCCAUCAAUAGCAUGAAGUUCACCACCACUCACAAUCUCAAGCUGUCAAUCACCCACGAACGGUAUGACGAACUCGAAGAAAGUAUCAUCUUCUAUAAGUCGGAUACCCACGGUUUGGUCUUUCCUCACUAUGACGCCCUUGUCAUUACUUUACGUAUUUUUGAUACUGAUGUAAGACGUAUCAUGGUCGACGAUGGAAGCGGCGCGUGCAUCAACCAUCCUCGAGUACUCACCCAAAGGAAACUCGAGGACAGGAAAGUGCCACGCUGCAUCAGGUUUUAA
Nicotiana attenuata is the source of this 1014-nucleotide messenger RNA. RefSeq lists its product as uncharacterized. NCBI's taxonomy places the organism in Eukaryota, Viridiplantae, Streptophyta, Magnoliopsida, Solanales, Solanaceae. The transcript has a single exon. The record is from RefSeq and is a predicted model, not a curated record. The coding region runs from base 1 to 1014 and encodes 337 amino acids.